Molecule: messenger RNA, 3511 nt
Organism: Drosophila ananassae
Lineage: Eukaryota; Metazoa; Arthropoda; Insecta; Diptera; Drosophilidae
Product: adenylyl cyclase X E
Exons: 12
Coding region: 126-3455 (1109 amino acids)
Biological process (GO): intracellular signal transduction; cAMP biosynthetic process; adenylate cyclase-activating G protein-coupled receptor signaling pathway
Molecular function (GO): adenylate cyclase activity
Source: RefSeq, a predicted model, not a curated record
GCCUUUUUAGAGUUUCGGCAUAGUUCAGUUUCAUUUCAUUAACAUAUGUUUCUAUACACUGAUCCAUUGAUACACUGAUACACUGAACAUAGGCUAAGUUUAGCAGACACACAAAAUUCUUCAAUAUGAUUAAUAUAAAAAUAAACAAACCGAAGUACAGGAGCACAUAUUUGCCGCGGAAGAAUAGACCUUGCAAGCUUUACUACGAACGGGAGCGGUAUUGGGAAUACGAUUAUCUCAAAAACAAAUGCAAGGAGAUGAGAUUGGAAAAAUCAUAUCGUCUCUACCAAGUUCGCUUGAUGCUGAGUUAUUUGGGGGUAUUCUUUAUAGUGCACACUUUCAUCACACUCCUCGUUUGCCUUGUAAUCUUUACUCUUCCAGUGCAUCCUCCGUACGUUAAUAUGGAAAUCGCGUUCCAAGUAGUUUCGGCGUCUCUUGUCAUAGCGUGUCUGAGUGUUAAUUUCAUAGAGCACAUUGUGGUGCAUCAUUGUUGGUAUAUGGCAGCCUCAUCGGUUGUAGCAACAUUAAUAGCAACUUUUAGUGAUUUAGGGCAGUGCCUUAUUUUUAAGGAAUUCUACGGAUGGAACCUAUACAACUCAUACGACACUUACAUACUCUGCAUGAUCUACAUGUUCCUGCCAAUAAUUUCAAUAAAAAUUUGCCUUAUAUUGGGCGCUAUAGUAAGUUCCCUGUAUAUCGGGCAUUACUACUACAACCUGGGAGUAAGUUUAGAGACAGAAAAUUUCAAUAGGACUGUCGAUGUUACACACUUCUUUUGCUUUAACCUGCUGGGCGUAUUCUAUCGGAUGAUGAACGAUAUACUGGUGCGCUCCUCCUUCCUCGACCGCCAGCAGUACAUGAUAGAAGAGUUUUGGCUGCGAAAUGCUCGGAAACAGGAGGCAGCCCUUCUAAACACAAUUUUUCCGCCGCAGAUAGCCAAGUCUAUAUAUCGCUCCAUCAAGGAGAGAAUCAUUAACGCGAACCUAUUAAAUGAAAAGCAACAAGCCCGCAUCCAGCACUCAACUAUAAUGGCGAUCCAGAUGCACCCUGAUGUCAGUAUCCUUUACGCAGAUGUGGUCAACUACACCCAUCUGACAACCACACUUCCGGUGCAAGAGCUGGUGAACGUGCUGCACGAUCUCUACGGUAGAUUUGAUAUGGCGGCCAAUAUCUUCAAUGUUAUGAGGAUCAAGUUCUUGGGUGACUGCUAUUAUUGUGUAGCAGGUCUACAACAGCCGGACCCUCAGCACGCGAAAUUGGCCGUGUCCUUGGGUAUUUCAAUGAUAGCCAAUAUCAAAGAAGUACGCGAGGAACGAAACCUUGACAUCGAUAUGCGAAUAGGCGUCCACUCCGGCAAUCUAUUCGCCGGAGUUAUAGGUCAGGCUAAGCUGCAGUUUGAUAUAUGGGGAGUCGACGUGAAUAUAGCCAAUCAUUUGGAAGCUACCGGCGAGCCGGGUUACGUCCAUGUCAGUAGCAUUACAUUGGGCAACUUGGACUUAAGUGAAUAUAUCGUCCGUCCGGGAACUGCCAAAGCCCAACAGGAUCCCGUGCUUCAAAGAGUUCCUAUGAGAACAUAUCUUCUUACCGGUGCGCCCGAAAGGGACUCCGUCCGACGCUCCCAAUCUAUUGCGUUCAUAGGAUUCAAAUUAAGAGCUCGUAGUGGUCAACUUGAAAAAGACGAUAUCCCAAAAGACCUAAAGUUGUCGGAGACAUUAUCUGAAGAUUUUCAAAAGAUGCACACCGCCGGUCUCGAAUUUAGAUGCUGUCGCCGUAAUCGUAAGAAAGAUACAGUUUCCAAUAAUGGCGUCAAAUGGUGCUGUUGGGCCCUUCCGGCUUUCCAGGAUCGUCGUCUUGAAUUUAACUACACUUACAGGACGGACUACGUUCUCAAGUACUCCAUUUGCAUAUCCUAUAUAAUUGGAGUAGUCUUGGUCUAUAACCAGGCUACAGCUAACCGGACUAUUUGCAUUGCGUGCAUCUAUGUUGACAUCAUAUUGUUUCUAUUUAUGACCGGAAUGCUUUGCAUUGCUUGGUAUAAAAAAUUUUGCUUUUGGAAGUACCACGAGGAAAAGGUGUAUAGCAAAUUGAGCUGCUUGAUUUUCACUAUCUGGGAGAAGGUCCAGCACAGUGCAACAAAACGAAUCGCGGUUUACAUAUUUAUAUUGGGCAUAUUUUUUACAUAUUUGUCCCUAUCAGUGGUGAAUUGUGACCUGUAUAGGUAUCAGGUAUUUUUCAUAGAGAACACUCUGUUCAACUACGAAAGGGAUCAAGACAUGUGCUUUCGACCCUGGGUGUUCACAAACCUGAUGGCUCUAAUCAUUGGAUUGACCUUUACAUUCGCCCACAUUCCAUUCGGACUGAAGACCACAAUCGCGAUACUGGAAGUCUUUGCCUACAUGAUAAUACUAUAUUUUGAGUACUCCUUUAUAUUCCAUCACAGCAAAACAACGUAUGCAUUUCUUCCCUCGGAAUUCGCACAUGCCAUGCGCAUAAUAUUCGCCUUUAUAAGUUUUUAUAUCAAGGAACGAGAAGUCGAGUUUAACGCUAAGACAAACUUCAAAUUAAACAAUGACUUACGAAGAAAGCAACAAGAUGCCGACGUAACCAACCUAUCUAUAGUGACUCUUCUCAAAAAUAUUCUUCCAUCGCAUGUCGUCGAACUCUACCUGACACACUUGGAGAAGCACGAACUCUACCAUGAAAACUACGCAAUGGUUUCGGUGAUGUUCGCCUCGUUAAUUAACUUUAAAGUAAAUUUAAAAUCCUUACGAUUACUGAACGACCUAAUAUCAGAGUUUGACAAACUGUUGAACGUUUAUAAGGAAUACUACGUGGUUGAGAAGAUCAAGGUGGUUGGCUGCACUUACAUGGCUGCCUGUGGACUAGAUUUUAAUAUUGCCUCGUUAGGGAGUAAAGCAAAAAUGAACAUUCGUCCACCCAGCGAAUCGAAUGAAAACAGCAUGUUUGGAGGAGACAACCUCGAGCAGGUUGUCUUGGUCAUGGUUUACUUUGCAGUGGACCUGAUGCGAACCCUUUCCGAGUGCAAUAAAGCCUACGCUGCGAGCCCAUUUGAUGGCCACAUGAGCAACAACGGGAUCUGUAUCGGAAUCUCGAGUGGAGAAGUGAUGGCUGGAAUCGUAGGCGCCUCCCAACCGCACUACGACAUCUGGGGAAAUCCCGUCAACAUGGCUUCCCGAAUGCAGUCCACUGGUUUAAUUGGAAAAAUCCAGGUUACCGAAGAAUCCGCCAUUAUACUGCGUGAUUUUGGGAUCAGUUGUACAUUUCGUGGCAUGACCUAUGUGAAGGGAGUUAACGAAAUUCCCACUUAUUUCGUAGAUAUAGACUCCGAUUUGAACUUUGUUCGUGAAAUGGAUUUCAACCCUCGAAGAAGAAUGACGCUCUUCAAUAUAGAGACUGAUAGCGAUGCGGACAGCAAUUUACGGGAGUCAGUGUAAUCUUUAUACUUUUGCCAAAAUAUAUACGUAUUUCGACAAUAAAUUUUUUAAAUUGG